Messenger RNA from Haliotis rubra (blacklip abalone), 4674 nucleotides. Its product is annotated as splicing factor 3B subunit 3-like. Gene Ontology annotation, biological process: mRNA splicing, via spliceosome. Gene Ontology annotation, cellular component: U2 snRNP; nucleus. The record is from RefSeq and is a predicted model, not a curated record. Lineage: Eukaryota; Metazoa; Mollusca; Gastropoda; Lepetellida; Haliotidae. Gene Ontology annotation, molecular function: U2 snRNA binding; protein binding.
UUGUGGGUAACGGAAGUUAUGCGACGAUUCAAAUACAUACGGCGUGAAAUGUUGAAAUUCUGAAAACAAUCCAUUGUCAUCGAUGCACAAAUGCAAUAAUGAACAGAUCAAAUAUCGUUUCGUGACAUUAUGGAUUCAGCUGCGGUUAAACUGUAACGGUUUUGUCGAAAGUUUGUCAACCUCAUAAGAAGAACAACCGGCUCAAACAUCAACAAAGAAUUAGCUCUACAGCAUGUUUCUGUACAACCUGACCCUACAGAGAUCCUCUGGGAUCAGUUUUGCUAUACACGGCAACUUCUCCGGCUCAAGGCUGCAGGAAGUUAUAGCAGCUCGUGGGAAGACACUAGAACUUCUCCGCCAUGACCCCAACACAGGGAAGAUCUACCCAGUGCUGUCUGUGGAAGUUUUUGGUGUCAUCAGAGCUAUCAUGCCAUUCAGGCUCACAGGAGGCUCUAAAGAUUACAUAGUUGUUGGGUCAGAUUCAGGCAGAAUUGUAAUUUUGGAAUAUAUUCCAUCAAAGAAUAUAUUUGAAAGGAUUCACCAGGAGACAUUUGGGAAAAGUGGAUGUCGUCGGAUUGUGCCAGGGCAAUACCUGGCUGUUGAUCCUAAAGGAAGGGCUGUUAUGAUAGGUGCUAUAGAGAAGCAGAAACUUGUGUACAUUCUCAACAGAGAUGCCCAGGCUAGAUUGACAAUCUCUUCUCCAUUAGAAGCUCACAAGUCCAACACACUCGUCUACCACAUGGUCGGAGUGGAUGUCGGCUUUGAAAAUCCAACGUUUGCCUGUCUUGAAAUUGAUUAUGAGGAGUCUGACACUGACCACACUGGGGAGGCGGCUCAGAGGACCCAGCAGUUACUCACCUACUACGAGUUGGACCUUGGUCUCAACCAUGUGGUCCGCAAAUACUCAGAGCAGCUGGAAGAGCAUGCUAACUUCCUCAUCUCAGUUCCUGGAGGAAACGAUGGACCAAGUGGUGUCCUGAUUUGUUCUGAGAACUAUGUGACCUACAAGAACCUGGGAGACCAGCCUGACAUCAGGUGCCCCAUUCCCAGGAGGAGGUAUGACCUUGAUGACCCCGAGAGAGGCAUGAUAUUUGUAUGUAGCGCCACCCACAAGACAAAGUCAAUGUUCUUCUUCCUGGCACAGACUGAACAGGGUGACAUCUUUAAGAUCACCCUGGAGACUGACGAAGAUAUGGUUACAGAGAUCCGACUGAAGUAUUUUGACACUGUUCCGGUUGCUGUCAGCAUGUGUGUCCUCAAGUCUGGCUUCCUCUUUCUUGCUUCAGAAUUUGGCAAUCAUCACUUGUACCAGAUCGCCCACCUGGGAGAUGACGAUGGGGAGCCCUACUUCAGCAGUGCUAUGCCUCUGGAAGAAGGAGAGACGUUCCUCUUCCCUCCUCGAACCUUGAAGAACCUGGUGUUGGUGGAUGAGAUCGACAGUCUGUCCCCUAUCAUGACCUGUCAGAUAGCUGAUCUUGCUAAUGAAGAUACUCCACAGCUGUACACACUGUGUGGAAGAGGGCCCAGGUCUACCCUUCGAAUCCUUCGUCAUGGACUCGAGGUAUCGGAGAUGGCCGUAUCCGAGCUGCCCGGUAACCCCAAUGCUGUAUGGACUGUGAAGAAAAGAAUUGAUGAUGAGUAUGAUGCCUACAUUAUCGUGUCUUUCGUGAACGCCACCCUUGUACUGUCCAUCGGAGAGACUGUAGAGGAAGUGACAGAUUCUGGCUUCUUGGGAACCACACCAACAAUAUCUUGUUCUCAGCUCGGAGAUGAUGCUCUCGUACAGAUCUACCCCGAUGGUAUCCGUCAUAUUCGUGCAGACAAGCGUGUCAACGAGUGGAAAACUCCAGGGAAGAAAAACAUUGUGAAGUGUGCAGUGAACCAGAGACAGGUUGUCAUAGCUCUGACAGGGGGCGAACUGGUGUACUUCGAGAUGGACCCGACAGGUCAGUUGAAUGAAUACACAGAGCGGAAGGAGAUGUCAUCGGAUGUGGUGUGCAUGGCUCUUGGUCGGGUGCCUGAGGGAGAACAGAGAUGCCGCUUCCUUGCUGUUGGUUUGGCAGACAACACUGUCAGGAUCAUCUCCCUUGACCCAUCGGACUGCCUGUCCCCACUGAGUAUGCAGGCACUGCCCGCCCCUCCAGAGUCACUCUGCAUCAUCGAGAUGGGCGGCACUGAAGCCAAGGAAGAAACUGGGGAGGCUGGCACUGUGGGAGGCCUCUACCUUAACAUCGGACUACAGAACGGUGUCCUGCUACGAACAGUGCUCGACACAGUAACUGGAGAUCUGUCAGACACCAGGACCAGAUAUCUCGGGUCUCGACCUGUCAAACUCUUCCGAAUCGCCAUGCAAGGAGCUGAGGCUGUUUUGGCAAUGUCAAGUAGAACAUGGCUGAGCUACACAUAUCAGAGCAGAUUCCAUCUGACACCAUUGUCGUACGAGACCCUGGAAUAUGCCUCUGGAUUUGCCUCUGAACAGUGCCCUGAGGGUAUUGUGGCAAUUUCAACAAACACUUUGAGGUAAGUAUUUAUAUUAGAUUCUGGCGCGCUGGAGAAGCUGGGUGCUGUGUUCAACCAGGUGUCCUGGCCGCUACAGUACACACCACGGAAGUUCGUCAUCCACCCCGAGUCCAACAAUAUCAUCCUCAUCGAGACGGACCACAAUGCGUACACAGAGGACACCAAGAAACACAGGAAGCAACAGAUGGCGGAGGAAAUGAUAGAAGCGGCUCGGGAAGAGGAACAGGAAAUAGCCGCAGAAAUGGCAGCAGCUUUCCUCAAUGAGGACAAGCCUGAGACUGUGUUUGGUGCCCCCAAGUCAGGGAUGGGGAUGUGGGCAUCAGUCAUCCGUGUGAUGAACCCCAUCAAGGGGGAGACAUUCGACAAGAUCUCACUGGAGCAGAACGAGGCAGCGCAUAGUAUUGCCCUGGUGAAGUUUGCCAACAAAGGAGACGACCAGUUUGUGUUAGUGGGUGUGUCCAGAGACCUUGUGUUGAACCCGCGCUCCCUCAGUGGAGGGUUUGUGUACACCUACCUGCUGGUGAACCAGGGCACCAAGCUGGAACUGCUUCACAAGACUGCCAUGGAUGAAGUACCUACAGCCAUCGCAAGUUUCCAGGGGCGGGUAUUGAUAGGCCUUGGGAAGAAUCUCCGAGUCUAUGACCUUGGAAAAAAGAAACUUCUCCGUAAAUGUGAAAACAAGCAUAUCCCCAACACCGUAGUGAGCAUCCACACUAUGGGGAAUCGAGUGAUGGUUGCUGACGUACAGGAGAGCUUCCAUUUCCUGCGCUACAAGAGCCAGGAGAACCAACUCAUUGUCUUUGCUGAUGACACCAACCCAAGAUGGAUAACGUGUUCAUACCAACUGGAUUACGACACUGUCACUGGUGCUGAUAAAUUUGGCAAUAUCACCAUUGUUCGGCUUCCGACAGAUGUGUCUGACGAGGUGGAUGAGGACCCUACAGGCAACAAAGCUCUCUGGGACAGAGGACUGCUGAAUGGUGCCUCACAGAAGGCUGACGUAGUUGCUAACUUCCAUGUUGGCGAGGUUGUGACGUCCCUCCAGAAGGCCACAUUGAUCCCUGGGGGUUCAGAGUCUCUGGUCUACACUACCCUGUCAGGUGCUAUUGGCAUGCUGGUACCCUUCACGUCACAUGAGGAUCAUGACUUCUUCCAACAUCUGGAGAUGUACAUGCGUUCGGAGUAUCCCCCUUUGUGCGGCCGAGAUCACCUGGCUUACAGGUCCUACUACUACCCAGUCAAGAAUGUGAUUGAUGGCGAUCUGUGUGAGAUGUUCAACUCCAUGGAUGCCAGCAAACAGAAGAGUGUGGCAGAGGAACUGGAGAGAACACCCAGUGAGGUGUCAAAGAAACUUGAAGACAUCCGAACUCGAUAUGCUUUCUAGGAGAGAUACUGUGCGAAGAGUAUCAGUAUGUACUGGCAGAAGACCAUGGGACGGUGCUAGUCUUCAGGCAGCUAUGGUGGACAAUGAAACAGUUUAUUCAUUGGAAUCACAACACUGGAAGACUAACGGGAUGGGCUGAUGACAAUGACUGUUGCAUGUGAAUAUUCCUGGAAUGAGUAACCAUGAGAACAAUCAACGCUUUGACAUGAACACAGGAUUCUGCCACUGUGUCGAAAUGUGAAUGAUUUCUGACAUCAAGAACCACUGGUUUAUCUGAUUCCAUUACACUGGAUGGACACAUUUAUAUUGCUGUAUUUUGGCAACUACAGCCAAAACUCGGUUAUUUCACUUUUUAAGCCUUCAAAUCUGACUGGAAGUCUUAUCCAAAAGAAUUUGUUGUAUAUAGUUGUUUCUUUUGUACCUGAAAUUACCAAUGCCUUUGCUAUGAGGCCAUAAUCAUGAUCUCGCCUGCAUCAUUUAAUAAGAUAUGUUUUCUUGGUCCUUGCACUAAAGCCAUCUAAGAGCACAGGAGUUGAGUGGUCCUCACUCUGAGACAGUUCCUAGGAAAGGGCCCUGAUCUUUGUGGUUGAAGUUGUGUUCGAGAAUACUGAAAACCACGCAGUUGUAUUGACUUGAAAUGUUUCUAACAUCUGACAAGUUCAUGUGUAAAUAAUCAUGCAGCUAUCAUAUGUGUAAAUUUAACAUUGUUACAUUGGAAACGUUGCAUAUGUAAAUUGAUAAAUAUUUGUAAGUAAAACAACUGAAAGAUU